Diceros bicornis minor is the source of this 1569-nucleotide messenger RNA. RefSeq names its product guanylate-binding protein 1-like. Gene Ontology annotation, molecular function: GTP binding; GTPase activity. The record is from RefSeq and is a predicted model, not a curated record. Lineage: Eukaryota; Metazoa; Chordata; Mammalia; Perissodactyla; Rhinocerotidae.
AUGGCCUCAGACAUCCGCAUGCCAGGUCCAGUGUGCCUCAUUGAGAACACUAACGGGCGACUAGUGGCUAAUCAGGAAGCUCUGAAGAUCCUGUCUGCCAUUUCACAGCCUAUUGUGGUGGUGGCCAUCGUGGGCCUCUACCGCACAGGCAAGUCCUACCUGAUGAACAAGCUGGCUGGGAAGAAAAAGGGCUUCUCAAUGGGCUCCACAGUGCAGUCUCACACCAAAGGAAUCUGGAUGUGGUGUGUGCCCCAUCCCGAGAAACGAAACCGUGUCUUAGUUCUGCUUGACACUGAGGGCCUGGGAGACGUGGAGAAGGGUGACAACCAGAAUGACUCCUGGAUCUUUGCCCUAGCAAUACUCCUGAGCAGCACCUUCAUAUACAACAGCAUGGGAACCAUCAACCAGCAGGCCAUGGACCAAUUGCACUACGUGACAGAGCUGUCAAAUCGAAUCAGGGCAAAAUCCUCAUCUGUUGAUAAUGAGGUUGAGGAUUCAGCUGACUUUGUGAGCUUCUUUCCAGACUUUGUGUGGACGCUGAGAGAUUUCUCCCUAGAGUUGGAAGUAGAUGGACAACCCAUCACAGCAGAUGAGUACCUGGAGAAUUCACUCAAGCUUAAGCAAGGUACCAGUCAAAAAGAUAAAAAUUUUAAUCUGCCCCGACUCUGUAUCCGGAAGUUCUUCCCAAAGAAGAAAUUUGUCUUCGAUUGGCCCACUUACCAGAAGAAGCUAGGCCAGCUUGAGAUGCUGCAUGAUGAUGAGCUAGAGCCCGAAUUUGUGCAACAAGUUGCAGUCUUCUGUUCCUACAUCUUCAGCAACUCCACAACUAAAACUCUUUCAGGAGGCAUCAAGGUCAACGGACCUCGUCUGAAGUACCUGGUGCUGACCUUUGUUGAUGCCAUCAACAGUGGGCAUCUGCCCUGCAUGGAGAAUGCAGUCUUGACCUUGGCCCAGAUAGAGAACUCGGCCGCAGUGCAAAAGGCCAUGGCCCACUAUGACCAGCAGAUGAGCCAGAAGGUGCAGCUGCCCACGGAAACCCUCCAGGAGCUGCUGGACCUGCACAGGGCCAGGGAGAAAGAGGCCAUCAAAGUCUUCUUCAGGAGUUCCAUCACAGAUGAAGACCAUUUAUUUCAAAAGGAAUUAGCGGACCAGCUAGAAAAAAAGUGGGAUGACUUUUGUAAACAGAACAUGAAAUUAUCAUCAGAUCGCUGCUCAGCUUUACUUAAGGAUAUUUUCAGUCCUCUAGAAAAAAACGUGAAGCUGGGGAUUUACUGCAAACCAGGAGGGUAUCGUCUCUUCAUCCAGAAGACACAAGAGCUGAAGGAAAAGUACCUUCAGGAACCCAGGAAGGGAAUACAGGCUGAAGAGAUUCUUCAGACAUACUUGAAGUCCAAGGAGGCUAUUAGUGAUGCAAUUCGACAGACAGACCAGGCUCUCACAGAAAAGGAAAAGGAGAUUGAAGUGGAACGUGUGAAAGCAGAAGCUGCACUGGCUGCAGCAAAACUGUUGGAGGAAAUGCGAAUAAAGAAUGAGCAGAUGAUGGCACAGAAAGAAAAGAGUCAUCAGUAA